CUCAAAAAAAGCCCAUGAAAAAGAGCCAAACCCAAACCCGCGAAAACAAGAGCAAAAUCUAACAAAAUAAAAUAAAAUCGAAUCGUCAUCAUCGUCGUCGUCCAUUGACAAAUCAAACUGUAUAUAUUUCAAAUCAAAUCAAUCAGAACACAAAAACCCUAAUUUCAAAUAAUCUUUAACACCAUGAAAUGAAUCGUUCUUCUUCUUCACCAUUUCUCUUCAUUCAUGGCUAAGCAACAGCAACAGCAACAGCAACAGCCUUCACCACCUUCACCAUGGACCACGUUAGAGGAGUUACUGCUAGCGUGCGCCGUGAACCGCCAUGGAAGCGAUUCUUGGGACUCUAUAGCUAUGGAACUAUCGAACAGGACAUCUACUUUCUCCUCCCUCACUUCUCAAAACUGUAUUGACAAGUUCAACGACCUCAAACGACGUUACGGCUUUACUAGUCUUCGAAACGACACCGCUUCGUUAGUUGAUGAGCUCCGGAAACUUCGCGUCGAUGAGCUUCGGCGUGAAGUGCAUCGACGUGAUGCGUCUAUCGUGUCGCUUGAAAUGAAAGUGAAGAGGUUAGAAGAGGAUAGGGAGAGGAGCUUGAAGGAGAUGGAAAAAUCAUCAGAUCUGGCUAAGCCUUCGCCGGAGAUUGUUGCCGGUAAGUCCGACGGCGGAGAGUCUGGCGAUGGUGAUGAACGAUCGUUUAAUGAAUCCAAUUCGACGAGUCAACAGCCACAGAAAGCCGAGGCGGAAACGGAGAAAGAACAGAACGCGAACACAGAGCUAAAACCCGAACCGGAUGUGAUUAGGGAGGAUCCGGAUCCGUCUCGGUUAGGAUCCGACCCGGAACCCGAGCGGGAAUGGUCACAUAACGGCAAGUUAGAAGAUGACGACGAUAAAAAACCGAAAAAGGAAAUGAAAAUUGAGAGAUUGAGUCGGGAGAGUGGCCUCGGUCCUGACUCGAACGAGUUAGGUGAGUCUGUAGGUGAGUCCAAGCGGGAAGACAAAGAAAAGGAUAAUAUUAAACAGAUCAUUAAUAAUAAUAAUAAUAGUGACGUACAAAGUUCAGUGAGUUUGACGAUGAGGAAGAAGAAACGACGUCGUAGUAGUGAAGAAGGGAGUAGCAGUGGAGAGGAGGAGAGAGAGGGAGGUGAUGGUGAGGUUUCUCCCGCCAGGAAAAAUGUGCCUGCCGUCAAAUCUGAACCAUGGCUUAAACUUCUUGGGAUUAUUCGGUCUCAUCGGCUUGGCUCAGUCUUUGAAAAGCGGCUCCGAAGCCAGGAAUCUGAAAGGUACAGAAAGAUGGUUCGGCAGCACAUGGAUCUUCAAAUGAUUCAAUCUAGGCUGAAUAAAGGGGUUUACUCCAAUUGCUUCCAAAAGUUCUUCAAGGAUCUCCUGAUUUUAUUAAACAAUGCAAUUGUUUUCUUUAGAAAAAACUCACCGGAAAAUCUUGCCGCGAAUGAACUUCGAGCUGUUGUUUUGAAGGAAGUGAAGGAGAAGCUUCGGAAACCAAAACCUCAACCUGUGGAUGCCAAGCCUGCAACUGAACAACAUUCUGCUGCGCUUUCAAGACCGAACAAAUCUUCUUCAUCUACCUUGGUAGCCUGUUGCAAACACAGUUCCAUGAAAGCAAUAUCUGGAGGUGCUGGUAAAAAAGGUGAUAAAGAGAUGGAAGGAAAACAUAAGGUAAAUGAGAAGAAGGUUGAAGUUUCAAUUGAUAGGAUUGAGGAGAAGGGUUUAAAGAAGAAAACAACAAAAGAGAGGUCGGUCUCGGGUCGUAGAAACUCAAAGACAAGCAACAAGAAUGGAGAGAUAAAGCAUCAAUAUGGUGGUAAUGAAUUAAGUUCACAUGAUGCGUUGGAGAUUAAGGUGGAUAGGAAAGAACACACAGGGAGGAAGAAGCAAGGAGCAGCGAGCUUCUUGAAAAGGAUGAAGCAAAAUUCUCCAAGUCGAGUGACGGAGGAGGACUCCUCCUCCUCGGAGGAGGAUGAAAGUAAAGAUGGUAGAAAGGAUGAUAAAAAGAGGAGAGGAAGGGAGGCAGAUGGGAUAGCUAAGAGGGUAACAAGGAGUUCGAGAGGAAGAGGACCGGGAGAAGAUAGUAGAAACAUAAAAAGAGGAAGGCCGCCGAAGAAGCAAAUGGAGUCAGGCAGUGGGACGGGGAAGAGGGGGAGAGAUAAUGAGGAUUCCGAGGUAGGGGUUGGGGGUGGCGGAAGAGUAAAAAAGAGGUCAAAGAGGUGGUGAUCCUAGUGGUGGUUGUAUAAUGUAAAUUAUUUUAGGGAGAUUUUUGGAUUUUUGUCUGGUCAGUGUAGAGUGACUGGACAGGAGGAAAUCAGAUUUGUCUUUUGAUCUCUUAGAAUGGUUUGUAGUUGCUGGCCAGUGAAUAUACACAGCAUGUUUUGGGAAAACAUGAAUCAUAGGGUUUUUUUUAUA
Molecule: messenger RNA, 2421 nt
Organism: Populus trichocarpa (black cottonwood)
Lineage: Eukaryota; Viridiplantae; Streptophyta; Magnoliopsida; Malpighiales; Salicaceae
Exons: 3
Coding region: 226-2232 (668 amino acids)
Molecular function (GO): protein binding
Source: RefSeq, a predicted model, not a curated record